This is a messenger RNA of Zea mays, 986 nucleotides long. Its product is annotated as protein RADIALIS-like 3. Bases 370 to 663 code for a protein of 97 amino acids. The record is from RefSeq and is a predicted model, not a curated record. Gene Ontology annotation, molecular function: DNA-binding transcription factor activity. Lineage: Eukaryota; Viridiplantae; Streptophyta; Magnoliopsida; Poales; Poaceae. The transcript is spliced from 2 exons.
CGGCCCUUCGCAUUGAGCUUUAGCAUGCAACUAGCUUCUUACAAUAAUAUAUAGAUAGAUAUAUAGUAGCAUAUCAUCACGACUAUUAUUAUGCUAUGCAGGCAGAUCAAUUCUUGCAUUUGUUGCAGCUACAUGCGUCAUGCGUGUGCAUGGGAAUGGGAGGUGUGAAUUAGACCCAGCAUGUUGCGACAAAAGACUUUCUUUGUCCCUCUAUAAAUACCAUCAGCCAUCCAAAUCCUCGGUUCGAAGCAACACAACUAAGCAGGAUCGACAACUAAGCUAGACGACGUUGGUCAUCAGUCAUCACCUGGCUUGAACAAGAGUGUAGCAAGAAGCGAGCUGUGCGCUGCGGCUGGGAGAGAAGCUAUCAUGUCGUCUUGGACCUACUGUGAGAACGCGCUGUUCGAGCGCGCGCUGGCCACCUACGACCGGGACACGCCCAGGCGGUGGGAGCUCGUGGCCGCCGCGGUGGGCGGCGGGAAGACCGCCGAGGACGCGAGGCGCCACUACGCCCACCUCGUGCUGGACGUCGGCGACAUCGAGUCCGGCGGCUACGACAACCCGAACCCCCGCGGGCCCGCCCCCACCAACAGCGGCGGUGCCAGCAUCAGCGGGAACGGCAACAACAGGGGCGGCGGCAGAGCCAACCGGCCCCAGACAUGACGGCCUCCCGCCUCCCGGAAAACUACACCAGCAUGCCGUGCGUGCAAUGAUACUAUGAUAGCGUGAGUCAUCAGAUAUAUAUGUAUGCAUGUUAUGUUCGUGUGCGGUGUGCGUGUGUGUAGAUAUAUAAUAAUGUACAGGCAUGCAAGAGUGUGUGCAUGUGGUGUUGUGCAGACGCCGUCUGUUCAGUCAGUGUGCGUACUGUACUACUGUGAGUGCGAGGCCGGAUGAGCACACGGGCGCAUAGCCUGCUAGCUAAUCUAGCUCCCGACACCAAGGCUCAAAACCUAAGGUCUAAUUUUUAUAGACUAUUCGCUUAUUAA